Symbiodinium pilosum is the source of this 1743-nucleotide messenger RNA. NCBI's taxonomy places the organism in Eukaryota, Dinophyceae, Suessiales, Symbiodiniaceae. The record is from the annotation of a GenBank genome assembly.
AUGGCUUUUCCAUUCGCAGCCCUCCCAUUUCUGUUCGAACUUGUGCUGUUAAGAAACUCCUUCGACAAUAUGUCCUGGCCCCGCAGCUGGUCGCGAAACAACAGCUGGUCCUCCUCGAGCUGGCAGGAUGAUAGCAGCAGCACCCCCUCUUGGAACAAUUGGGAUAGACAGCAGACAUCCACUCAACCUUCUGUGCCGGAGAAUCCGGUUGCGAUUCCGCAGUCGUUUAAACCUGAUUCAGAAUGCUAUGAUACCAACACAGUCUCAGGCAAGAAGUUUUACAGGAAUGUGCAAACGACCCCGUGGUCCUCGAAAGCUGGACUUGCAGGGAAGGAUGUCAAUUCCAUUCGUUUGGUAGACAUCACCAGGAAAGGCCUGGAUGAUUACUCGUUGCGGAAUUUGAGCAACGGCGAAUUCCAAGGGGUAGUGUUUGUGCGAUCGGUGUCUGAGGCCCUCUUCACGACAAACCUCUUGAGACUCCUUCGCCAGGACAAAGUCGACCUAGACAAGGUGGCGGCUCACCUUCACGGUGCAGCACCACCCGAUAAACACCGGGAGUCCUCGCGGUUCAUGGAACCACUCCUUUCAGAGCUUUUGCAAACUUUUAAGAAGAUUUCUCCUCCUGAGUCAUCUCCAGAAGACAAUGACGAGCUGGUCAGGGCCAAGCGCAAAUUGAUAGCUGCGGGCCUUGAGUUGUCCCCUCCUGUUAAGCGGAGGACGUCUGAAAUGAGUGAACCGUCCAGCAGCGCAAGGCAGUCGGAGCACCCCUUGCCUGUGGAACAGUCCCCUGCAGAAAUCAUUUUGAACAAGGUGGUGGAGCGGAAACCUGCUUCCUACCCCUCCACCAACACGAAAGCUGCCAUGGACGCGUGGCUUAAGUCACAUCAAUCCCAAUUUCGUGGCCAAACAGUGCAGUUUAAAAAACACGUCGCACAAGUGACAGAGAUCAUCAGCUCGAGUGGACUCGCGAAAUCCGAGAUCAUGGACUCAGCUGUGCGCUACGGCCUCAAUUCGAAGCUUGCAGCAGGCCUCAGUGUUACGAACCUGGCGACUUUUAUCGCCGCGUGCCAAUAUGAGGCCUCUUUUAAUGCAGCCAAGAUCAUUCGAUCCCACAAACGCAUGACAGAUGCAGAGAUCUGUGCGUUGAUCAAGUUGCCCUUGGGAGUGCUGCCUUUAGCACACUCCAGCUUCAACUGUGACUGGGAAAGGUGGUUGAAACAGGAGUGGAAUGAUGAUCUCGUCGGCUUUUUUAACGCCGUGCCUAGACGAGACAUCGUGACUGCAGUCAAGCAGCUCACUCAGGUUAUGUGCAUUUGGCAGUAUCUCUUGAGAUUAGUGCAGCAGCGCCACCUGCUACCUCAGCUCCAGCAGGGCCCAGUGUACAUCCUCAUCAUCGGCGACCAGUCACUCCGCCAAAAGCAGGUAGAGCUCGGUCGCCCUCCAAGCAUCGCCGGAGGCGCAAGGGAGAUCGUUCUCGCAGGCCAAGACAUGGCCGACGUGAAGCCGAGGAAGUUCCUCCAGCUGAAGUUCGCCCUGCUGAAGUUCCUCCUGCAGCAGUACCUGCGCAGGCUUCAGAUGCUGUGCCUCCACCGACCGCUGAACGGGAUGAGAAAGCCAUGUUUCAACUUGUGUUGCGAAGCAACAGAGACGAGCUAUCCCGUCAGCUGCAUCAAGCCAUUGGAGACCAUGAUGCCUCCAUACCUGGCCGGUGAUUUCCCACAGCAGUCUGCGGAGCAUGACUGA